UGUAGACCUGUGCAUGACAGGAAGAGCAAUGGAAGAUCCCAAAUCCAUUCAGAGGAGGUUUGAAGCGGCUGUUAAAGUGAUCCGAAGUGUACCUGAAGAUGGCUCCUAUGACCUGUCUGAUGAUAUGCUGGUUAUGUUCUACAGUUACUACAAACAAGCUACAGCAGGACCGUGUAACACCCCGAAACCCAACUCUUGGGAUCCUAUUGGUAAAGCUAAAUGGGAGGCAUGGAAAAUUUUGGGAAACAUGUCAAAGGACCAAGCCAUGGUGGAAUAUGUUCAGGAAAUACAGCAGAUAAUUGAAACCCUCCCGGUCACAGACAGGAUGGCAGAAUUAAUGGACGCUCUUGACCCAUUUUAUGAGAUGGUGGCGGAAGAUGAUGAUGAUGAAGAUGAUGCAUUCAGUAAAGCAGCACCCUUAUCCACAGGAAACACUAAUGGCGAAAAAACUGAUGAUGAUGAUGCUGCUGAGAAACUUAAAGCGGGGGAAAGUGAAAUUAAUGGGGAAAAUAAGAAAGAUGAGCUGGAGAUGGAGAAGAGGAGGAAAGACUCGAGCACAUUUGCAGCAGGGAGAGGAGGUUCAUCAGUGUUUAAUGAAAGUGAGGAGAACAGCAUGUCCUCCUCAACCGAUGACGCUCAUAGUUCUCUGAACACGGGGGAGGAAGAGGAGGAAUUGACUUAUGAUGACUCAGACGAUGAGAUGUACAGUGACUCGAUGGAAAAUCCAGCAACUCAAGAGAAGGGUUCGGGAGUUCCUAGGGUCCAUUUGGCAGAUGUGAGCGUGGCUGGGGCCCGCAUGCAACAAGGGGGAAACAGAGAGCCUCAGUGUGGGAGUCAGGAUGGAAAGCCACAGGAAGCUACACUCCCCGUCCCCCACCCACCGACACUUGGACCGGUCCGAACUGACAGAAUCUCAGCAGGCAGUGGAAGAGGUUGGGCUCGAGCUGAAAUCCUUGCUCUCAAAACUCAGCACUCUAAGUCACCAAAAAAGAGGUUGCCCUGGUGGCCUUUAAACAUGUCCCCUAUCACUGUAGCACUGACAGUUAUCUGGCCCUUUGCUGUGCACUGGCUGCUGCAGUUUUACUUACAGAAAACGAGGAGAAGGUUAAGAGUGAAGUGAAGAUUCGGUGACCAGCUGCGCAGCUCCUGAAGACUUUCAAGUGGUCUGGACGUAUCUGAUAUAUAAUACAACAGUGAAUAUUGUGAUGCCACACUGAGCCUCAGGACCUUAGUAAGGACUUGAUUAGGAUACACACUACUGUUCAGAAGCUUGGGGUCAGUAAGAAGGAAUUAAUACUUUAUUCAAAA
This is a messenger RNA of Sinocyclocheilus grahami, 1308 nucleotides long. It is a transcript of the gene acbd5b, whose product is annotated as acyl-CoA binding domain containing 5b. Gene Ontology annotation, cellular component: peroxisome; cytoplasm. Gene Ontology annotation, molecular function: fatty-acyl-CoA binding. Lineage: Eukaryota; Metazoa; Chordata; Actinopteri; Cypriniformes; Cyprinidae. The transcript has 11 exons. The coding region runs from base 14 to 1120 and encodes 368 amino acids. Gene Ontology annotation, biological process: fatty acid metabolic process. The record is from RefSeq and is a predicted model, not a curated record.